Messenger RNA from Lytechinus pictus (painted urchin), 7523 nucleotides. RefSeq names its product bifunctional glutamate/proline--tRNA ligase-like. The transcript is spliced from 34 exons. Gene Ontology annotation, cellular component: cytoplasm; aminoacyl-tRNA synthetase multienzyme complex. NCBI's taxonomy places the organism in Eukaryota, Metazoa, Echinodermata, Echinoidea, Temnopleuroida, Toxopneustidae. The record is from RefSeq and is a predicted model, not a curated record. Gene Ontology annotation, molecular function: proline-tRNA ligase activity; glutamate-tRNA ligase activity; ATP binding. Bases 141 to 5015 code for a protein of 1624 amino acids. Gene Ontology annotation, biological process: prolyl-tRNA aminoacylation; translation; glutamyl-tRNA aminoacylation.
ACUUUUGACCCUCCGAAAUUUUCUUCAAUUCUGACCGGAUGCAGAAGCGGAGUUUCACCCCCAGUGUCUACAAAUUCCGGUACACGUGAAGGACGAGGACCGAGCAUAAUUCUUGCUUUUUCAAAUUAAUACCUUUGAAAAUGCUACCACUAGUUUCAAACACUUCUAAUCCACCUAUUGCGGCACUGCUCACAGCUGAGUAUGUGACAGGAAAGGUCAAAGUUGAAUGGGGGACUUCUAAUACCCUCAAGCUCUCUGAUGCUGUGACCUUGACAUCAUCUACUGCCAUCAGUCGUUACUUGGCCAGGACUUCUCCAGGUAGUGGUCUUUAUGGUAAGACUAGCCUGGAAGCAGCUGAGGUUGACCACUGGUUGGACUUUGCUAACAUCCGUGUGGGGUCAUCCUCGGACUUCAACCAAGCUGUGGUCUACCUGGAUAAGAUCCUUGGCCCUAGAACGUUUCUGGUCGGACAUGAGUUGACCAUUGCUGAUCUUGCUGUUUGGGGUGCCCUUAAAGGGAGUAAUCCCUUCAGUAAGAUGACGUCCCAAGGGAAAGCUCCUACCAAUGUGAUGCGAUGGUUUAGCUUUUUAGCAUCUCAGGAUCAGUUUCAGAAGGUCAUCAAUGCCCUACCAGAGUCUGCUAAACAAGAGCUAAGUAGCAAGAAGAAGGAUGUAGGAGGGUAUGUAGAACUACCAGGAGCUGAGAUGGGCAAGGUUGUAGUCAGGUUUCCACCAGAGGCUAGUGGAUAUCUGCAUAUAGGGCAUGCUAAGGCAGCCCUAUUGAAUCAGUAUUACCAGUUGGCCUUUGAAGGAAAGUUAAUCAUGAGGUUUGAUGAUACCAACCCUGCUAAGGAAAAUGCUGAGUUUGAAAAGGUUAUCCUACAAGAUGUAGCCAUGCUUGGGAUCAAGCCAGACAUCUUCACCCAUACAUCUGAUUCCUUUGAUCUGAUCCAAUCCUACGCUGAGAAGUUGAUCAAAGAAGGCAAAGCCUAUUGUGACAAUACUGACCCUGAGCUUAUGAAGAAGGAGAGGGAGCAGAGGACAUACUCAAAGAACUAUGAUAAUUCUGUGGAAAAGAAUUUAGAGAUUUGGAAAGAAAUGGUGAAGGGAAGUGAUGUAGGGCAGAAAUGCUGUCUUCGACUUAAGAUUGAUAUGAAGUCAGACAAUGGCUGUCUCAGGGAUCCAACUAUCUACCGCUGCAAGAAUGAGGUCCAUGUACGCACUGGUACCAAGUACAAGGUGUAUCCAACGUAUGACUUUGCUUGUCCAAUCGUCGAUAGCGUCGAGGGAGUAACUCAUGCAUUACGUACAACUGAAUACCAUGACAGAGAUCCACAGUUUGAUUUCAUCAUUGAUGUCUUAGGUUUGCGUAAACCUCAUGUAUGGGAGUAUAGUAGACUCAACCUACAGCAUACCCUACUCUCCAAGCGGAAGCUCACUUGGUUUGUUGACAAUGGAUUGGUAGAUGGAUGGGAUGACCCUCGAUUCCCAACAGUACGUGGUAUCUUAAGAAGAGGUAUGACUGUAGAAGGGCUGAAGCUGUUCAUCAAUGCUCAGGGUUCUUCAAGAUCUGUUGUGAUGAUGGAAUGGGAUAAGUUAUGGAGCUUCAAUCGUAAGGUCAUUGACCCCAUCGCCCCAAGGUAUACAGGUGUAGUUCAAGAUGGAGCCGUACCGGUCAUCGUUUCCAAUGCUCCGGAGGAAUGUAGAGAGGUGGCAAAACAUCCAAAGAAUGCUGAUAUUGGCCUGAAGAAGAUGUGGAUUAGUAAAAAGGUCUUCAUUGAUCAGGAGGAUGCUGCCACCUUCUCAGAAGGUCAGACUGUGACCUUUAUCAAUUGGGGUAACCUCAACAUCAAGAAAAUUGUCAAGGCAUCAGACGGUAAAGUUCAGUCAGUUGAGGCAGAGUUUGAUGCAGAUAACAAGAACUUCAAGAAUACAAUCAAGGUCACAUGGUUGGGUGAAACCGAGAAGGCUCCAUUCAUUGAAGCUGUCAUGAUCCAUUACGAUUACAUCAUCACCAAGGGAAUUCUGGGUAAAGAUGAAGAUUUCAAGGACUAUGUCAACAAGAAAUCAAGGGAGGAUACAAGUAUCCUUGGUGACCCUGAGUUCGCAUCUGUAAAGAAAGGUGAUAUCAUCCAGAUCCAGAGGAAAGGUUUCUUUAUUUGUGAUCAGGCUUAUGAACCAACAAGCAGGCACACAAGUCGUGCUACACCCUGUAUCCUGAUCAACAUCCCUGACGGUCACACUAAGAACCAACCUGCAUCAGCUACACCAAGUGCUCCAGCUGAUAAGAGUAAAAAGCAGCCCAAAGAGACCAAGAAGGAAGCAGUGAAGAGUGCCCCAGCUACCCCUGUGCAAUCUACUGGAGAUGUGGGUGACUUAGUUGCUAAGAUCACUGCUCAAGGUGAUGCUGUCAGAACCCUCAAGAAUAACAAAGCUCAAAAGGCUGAAAUAGAUGCUGCAGUUAAGAUCCUUCUUGCGCUGAAGGCUGAUUACAAGAACCAGACUGGACAGGACUACAAGCCAGGAGCAGCAGCACCUAAAGCCAAAGCUACAGAGACUGGUGGUGUAGAUAACUUAGUGUCAAAGAUCACUGAACAAGGAGACAAAGUCAGGACUAUCAAGGCCAAUAAAUAUCCAAAGGAGGAAAUUGAUGCUGCGGUCAAGGUUCUUCUAGCUCUCAAGGCAGACUACAAGAAACUGACUGGCAAAGACUACAAACCAGGAGCAGCUCCUGCUGUCAAGAAGGAGGCCGCUCCAGCUGCACCAGGAGGACCGGAGGUAGAGGCCAUUGUUGCAAAGAUCACAGCCCAGGGAGAUCAAGUCCGUAAACUCAAGUCGGAUAAAGCUGACAAGGAGGAAAUUGAUGCUGCGGUCAAGGUUCUUCUAGCUCUCAAGGCAGACUACAAGAAACUGACUGGCAAAGACUACAAACCAGGAGCAGCUCCUGCUGUCAAGAAGGAGGCCGCUCCAGCUGCACCAGGAGGACCGGAGGUAGAGGCCAUUGUUGCAAAGAUCACAGCCCAGGGAGAUCAAGUCCGUAAACUCAAGUCGGAUAAAGCUGACAAGGAGGAAAUUGAUGCUGCGGUCAAGGUUCUUCUAGCUCUCAAGGCAGACUACAAGAAACUGACUGGCAAAGACUACAAACCAGGAGCAGCUCCUGCUGUCAAGAAGGAGGCCGCUCCAGCUGCACCAGGAGGACCGGAGGUAGAGGCCAUUGUUGCAAAGAUCACAGCCCAGGGAGAUCAAGUCCGUAAACUCAAGUCGGAUAAAGCUGACAAGGGAGACAUAGAUGCUGCAGUGAAAGUUCUACUUGCAUUGAAAGCCGACUACAAAGGUCUGACUGGUAUAGACUACAAGCCUCCAGGCUCCUCCAGUGAUAAAGGGAAGAGCAAGGAGAAGAAAGAGAAGCAGAAUAAAGCAGCAGGAGCUGGAGCUAAGCAGAAAGGAGCUGGAGCAGAGAGUAAGGAGAGUGCUGGAGCAGCUGAAGGAGAUAUCAAGAAGCAAACUAGACUAGGACUAGAAGCAAAGAAAGGGGAAGAUCUCAGUGAAUGGUAUUCACAGAUGAUCACCAAGGCUGAGAUGAUAGAAUACUACGAUGUGAGUGGUUGCUAUGUGCUUCGUCCAUGGUCUUACUCCAUCUGGGAGAAGAUUGUUGCCUUCUUUGAUGCUGAGAUCAAGAAGCUUGGUGUCGAGAAUACCUACUUCCCCAUCUUUGUAUCCCAGAGUGCAUUGGAACGUGAGAAGGAACACAUUGCUGACUUUUCUCCAGAGGUUGCCUGGGUAACAAGAAGUGGCCAGUCUGAGCUUGCUGAGCCUAUUGCCAUCCGACCAACCAGUGAAACUGUGAUGUACCAGUCAUAUGCCAAGUGGGUUCAGUCUCACAGAGAUUUACCAAUCAAACUCAACCAAUGGUGUAACGUUGUGAGAUGGGAGUUCAAGCAUCCUCAGCCUUUCCUGCGAACCCGUGAGUUCCUGUGGCAGGAAGGUCAUACAGCGUGGGCCAACAAGGAAGAAGCCGUAGAUGAAGUCUACACCAUCCUUGAACUCUAUGCUCAGGUGUAUGAAUACCUUCUAGCUAUCCCAGUGGUGAGAGGACAGAAGACUCUUAAAGAGAAGUUUGCUGGAGGUGAUUUUACUACCACAGUGGAGGCCUUUGUCAAGGCUAGCGGUAGAGCUAUUCAGGGUGCAACAUCUCACCAUCUUGGCCAGAACUUUGCUAAGAUGUUUGAAAUCAAGUUUGAGGAUCCAAAUGUGCCCAAUACCCACAAGUAUGUGUACCAGAACUCUUGGGGUCUGACCACAAGAACUAUUGGUGUGAUGUGUAUGGUGCAUGGGGAUGAUAAGGGGUUAGUACUACCACCAAGAGUCGCUGCUGUUCAGGCUAUUGUCAUACCAUGUGGUAUCACAGCCAAGACCACAGAUGAGCAGAGGAAUAAACUCCUAGACAAGUGCCAUGACUAUGUGAAGAUCUUGAAAGCUGGUGGACUAAGAGCUCAGAGUGAUCUUAGAGAUAACUACUCUCCUGGAUGGAAGUUCAACCAUUGGGAACUCAAGGGGGUGCCAGUUCGUAUUGAGGUGGGGCCUCGUGACAUGAGCAAGCAGGAGUUCAUCGCUUGCAGACGAGACACCGGAGCUAAGACCACAUUCUGUGAGGCUGAAUCGGUUGCUAAGGUUACUCAGCUCCUUGACCAGAUCCAGACUGACAUGUAUGCAAAUGCCAAGAAGGACCUUGAUGGUCACAUUGUAGUGACAAGCUCCUGGAACGAUUUCUGUAACAAACUAGAUGAAAAGAAGCUCCUUCUUGUUCCAUACUGUGGGGAGAUAUCUUGUGAGGAUAAGGUCAAAAAAGAGAGUGCAAGAGACCGAGAUGUUGUAGUUGGGGCUCCCUCUAUGGGUGCGAAGGGAUUGUGCAUUCCAUUCAAACAACCAAAAGAUAUUGCUCCAGGUACACACUGUAUACUCCCAGACUGCACAAAUGAUGCCAAGAAGUAUACUCUAUUUGGACGCAGCUACUAAGAUGAUCACUACAUAGGAUCACAACUUGCCUGGAUCCCCCACCCCACCAUGCCCCAUCCCCACCCAGACUGCACAAAUGAUGCCAAGAAGUAUACUCUCUUAGGACGUAGCUACUAAGAUGAUCCCUACAUAGGAUCACACCUUGCCUGGAUCCCCCACCCCACCCAGACUGUAAGAAUGAUGCCAAGAAGUAUAUUCUCUGAAUGUAGCUAUUAAGAUGAUCCCUACAUAGGAUCACACCUUGCCUGGAUACCCCUGCCCCAUCCCACCCAAACUGUAAGAAUGAUGCCAAGAAGUAUACUCUCUUUGGAUGCAGCUACUAAGGUGAUCCCUGUACAGGAUUACACCUUGCCUGAAUCCCCCUACCCCCACCCUUAUCCAGGCUGCAAAAAUGCUGAGAAGUACACUCUCUGUAGACGUAGUUUCUUAGAUGAUCCCUGUAAAGGGUCACUCCCUAGCCCCCCCCCCAUGUAGUCACCGAGACAAAAUGCUGUCAGCAUAUUUUAGAAGGCUAACCAUUACCAUAUGGUAACCACCCUAUAAUAUUCCUUUAUGUUACAAUUUCAUAAAAGAGUGCAAUACUCAUUUUCCACACAAAUGCUUAGUUCUAAUCAACUCCUACACAAAAUAGAAGAGUGAUAGUUUUUCAAAUUUAUUUGUAAAAUUGUUGUUACGAUAUUUAUAUCCAUUUCUAUGUACUCAUAUGAUUCAUUCUUAUUCUACUAAAUUCCCUCCUUCCACCCUCUUCCUCAUAAAUGAAAAAUACAUUAUUUCCUGAAGGGGAUUGAUAUGUAUGCUAUAUAACUGAGAUUACCAACAUGUAAUGAACUAAGGUAUGCACUGGUUAACCAUGUACAUGAAUUGAUUUAGUUUUUAUUUCAGCAUAUUGGUUGUUUAAAGUGCCUCACAGCAAAGAUUUCUAUAAUGAGUGUUCCAUCUUCACAUGAUGAUAUGAACCAGACACAUCUCCCCCCCCCCCCCUCUCUCUCUCUCUCUGCUCCAUUAUCUAACCGCAUAGUUCUUACAAUUUAUUUCUUUGAAAAAAAGAUAUAUGAUACCAUUUCAGCAGAGAGAAAAAAUAUAUUGAACAAUUUAUUUCAGGUAUAACACAUACAGGUAUGUCGAUAAUAUCAGACUUUCAUGUAUUUCAUUGAAAAACGUUAUUUAUAUAUGAUUCUCAAGUUUUCAAGACUUUUUCAAGAGUCAUCUUUAACACUCACAGUGAGACCUUUUCCUUUUCAAAAGUUUCCUUUCUAAAAACGUUUUUAUUUAUGUUCAUAUUUUCUAGGAAAGAACAAAUUCUUUGCUCCUUAAACAAAACCUAAUAAUUAGAUGAGCUAAUCUAGUUGGUCAUGAUAUACUGACAACAGUAUAUUAUAUGGUACAAACAUCAAUACCUGCCCAAUCUCUGCACAGCUCUGAUGUAUUAUACAAGCAUAUAGAUUUCAAUGAAAAUUAGUCUCUUGCUUCAUCUAUACUAUACAUAAAAGUUUCCAUUAUAUUACUACACUGAAGCAACAUGAAGCAGUGGGGUCACAAAUCUCAUAUCUCAAAAAAGGCAAAUAUUCAGGCGGUAAGUGAGAGAGAAAUGACUGUUAUCACAUUAUAACAUUGCUUUUACUCAGUUUGCUUCAUCGUCUUGGUCCUGUGCACAAAGCAAUGGUGCUGUAUUAUAGAAGUUAUACCACUAGUUACAUUGGUUAUUAUGUAUAUUAAAGUGUUCAAAUCAACUUUAUGAUCAAUCACUGAGCUUGAUGUUACAGGCCUUUGAUAGGAAGCUGUGAUAUGGACUGACAAAUGUUUGUCUGAUUUUUGAGAGACUAAAUAUCAUGUUCAGUUGUUGAUUGAAAAUAAAUUUUAACAGAAUAACUACCCAAGUGUUAUAUGUAUGAAUCAAAUCAUGUGCUUAACGAUUUUGCUGGGUUAGGGUUACUUGAUCAAUACUGAUGAUAACUGAAUUUUUGUUUGACUAGAACUACAUCAGUGUCACACAAACAAAUGAUUUUCACUGAAAUUUGAUAUACAAAGUUUUUAUCACAUUUCUGGUUAUUCAUCCUGCAGGUAUAUCAUGGUAAAAAAUGGUUCUAACCAUAUCUCUUUGUUUGAAUGAGUCAUAUACAUUUACUGUCAUAUGAUGUGGUUUGUAAUUCCCACUGUUUAAAAAAGUACUUUAUAAAAUCUAACAUGAUUGUAUUCCAAAUAUUGCGUUUGGAGAUUCCUAGUUUUGGGUAAGAAACUAUUUAUGAGAAUACAAUUGCUGCAUUUGCUAGGGACAGGUUUUGAGAUUUCAAAAUCAAUAGCAUGACAUGGGAUACAAGAGUUAAACAUGAUAUUGAUAUAUUUCAGGUCAAAAGUUCAAUAUAUUUUCAUUUUGAAAUAUACACAUUCAAGUAUAUUGCAUUUACAAAAGGAACAUUGUCAAUGACUUAGAAAUGUAGAUCUAUCAAAACUUAACCAUUAAAACUUUUUGAUAUUUUAGCUGAAAAUAAAUCCAAUUUUGUAUCCUUA